UCGAAAUUAAAUAUGCUGGGAAUAAUUACUUACUUUAGUUAAAAGAGCAACCUAAAAAUUGUGCAGUAAUUUGAAACAGAAAAGACCUUUAUUAGGGCCACAACUAAAGACAGAAAAACACACUUCACACUGAUACAUCGGAAGACCUCCUGCACUUCUCGUUUUGCAAAUCGAAAGAAAUUUAUAAAAUGAGUUACCAAACAAACACAUUUCUGGCAAUGACUUAUCGAAUUUGACAUCUUCCUAUGUUCAAUGUAAUUUUAUUUACUUACUUUAAAAUGUAAUGUAAACUAAUUUACGCCUUUUGCCCAAAAUGAUAGAUCUUUCCCACUAUUGAAAAACGGACCAGAAAAGUCGAUGGAUUUAAAAGGAUGCAGGCUCUAACCACAAUGUACAUUUAAUUGUACAUAAUUGCAUACUUUAUUUAAAUAACCCUUCUCAGGGGCUUAAUAAUUUAGAAUCAAUAGCUCCCUUCAAAACAUAAUAAAAUAUUUACACUUUAUAAAAUAUUAACCGGUUAGCAGUGCGCCGCGUCGCUAUAAGCGUGUCCGAGGUCCGCCCGCGCCGAGCAGCACUGGAGGUGAGCGCAGGAUCCCGGGAAUGCAAAUGAAGCCCUCGGCGCGGCGCGGCGGCGAAGCGGCUCAUGAAUGACUUCGGGGUGAGCGUUCCAACCACUCGCAUCGUCGGAUAUAAUAAUAGUGACGAAUCAGACGGGAACGACCCUGGCAGCGCGCUGCACCCCAGAAGCAGCGCGCGCCGUCGGCACCGACCUCGCGGUCCCGCGCGGCUCCGAGGCGGCGAGGCGGCCCGAGGUUUGAUGGUGCCUGUCUUCUGCGUGGUGGAGCAGCUGGACGGCUCUCUCGAGUAUGACAACAGAGAGGAGCACGCUGAGUUCGUCCUGGUGCGCAAGGAUGUGCUCUUCAGCCAGCUGGUGGAGACGGCGCUCCUGGCCCUGGGCUACUCCCACAGCUCUGCGGCCCAGGCCCAAGGAAUAAUCAAGCUGGGGCGCUGGAACCCUCUCCCCCUCAGUUAUGUGACAGACGCGCCCGACGCCACCGUGGCCGACAUGCUACAAGAUGUCUAUCAUGUCGUGACGUUGAAAAUCCAAUUACAAAGCUGUUCAAAGUUGGAAGACUUGCCAGCGGAGCAGUGGAACCAUGCCACCGUCCGCAAUGCCUUAAAGGAGCUGCUCAAGGAGAUGAACCAGAGCACACUAGCCAAAGAAUGCCCUCUCUCCCAGAGUAUGAUUUCAUCCAUUGUAAAUAGCACAUAUUAUGCCAAUGUGUCAGCAACCAAGUGCCAGGAGUUUGGGAGAUGGUAUAAAAAAUAUAAGAAGAUUAAAGUGGAAAGAGUGGAACGAGAAAACCUUUCAGACUAUUGUGUUCUGGGCCAGCGUCCAAUGCAUUUACCAAAUAUGAACCAGCUGGCGUCCCUGGGGAAAACCAACGAACAGUCUCCUCACAGCCAAAUGCACCACAGUGCGCCCAUCCGCAACCAAGUGCCAGCGCUGCAGCCCAUCAUGAGCCCCGGCCUCCUCUCACCCCAGCUCAGCCCGCAGCUUGUCCGGCAGCAGAUCGCCAUGGCCCACCUGAUCAACCAGCAGAUCGCCGUUAGCCGCCUGCUGGCCCACCAGCACCCCCAAGCCAUCAACCAGCAGUUCCUGAACCACCCGCCCAUCCCUCGGGCAGUGAAGCCGGAGCCCACCAGCUCCUCCGUGGAGGUCUCUCCCGACAUCUACCAGCAGGUCCGAGACGAGCUGAAGCGGGCCAGCGUGUCGCAGGCUGUGUUCGCCAGAGUGGCAUUCAACCGCACACAGGGGCUGCUGUCGGAGAUCCUGCGCAAGGAGGAGGACCCCAGAACAGCCUCGCAGUCCCUGCUCGUGAACCUGCGGGCCAUGCAGAACUUCCUUAACCUGCCUGAGGUGGAGCGGGACCGCAUCUACCAGGAUGAGCGUGAGCGCAGCAUGAACCCCAACGUAAGCAUGGUGUCCUCGGCCUCCAGCAGCCCCAGCGCCUCCCGCACCCCACAGGCCAAAACCUCGACACCGACAGCAGACCUCCCCAUUAAGGUGGACGGCGCCAACGUCAACAUCACAGCUGCCAUUUAUGACGAGAUCCAGCAGGAGAUGAAAAGGGCCAAAGUGUCCCAAGCCCUGUUUGCCAAAGUGGCUGCAAAUAAAAGUCAGGGCUGGCUCUGCGAGCUGCUCCGCUGGAAGGAGAACCCGAGCCCGGAGAACCGCACGCUGUGGGAGAACCUCUGCACCAUCCGCCGCUUCCUGAGCCUCCCCCAGCACGAGAGGGACGUGAUCUACGAGGAGGAGUCACGGCACCACCACAGCGAGCGCAUGCAGCACGUGGUCCAGCUUCCGCCCGAGCCCGUGCAGGUCCUCCACCGACAGCAGUCCCAGCCCACCAAGGAGAGCUCCCCACCUCGGGAAGAGGCACCUCCCGCACCCCCUCCGGCUGAUGACAGCUGUGCCAAAAAGCCCCGCUCACGCACCAAGAUCUCCCUGGAGGCCCUGGGCAUCCUGCAGAGCUUCAUCCACGACGUGGGGCUGUACCCCGACCAGGAGGCCAUCCACACGCUGUCGGCCCAGCUGGACCUGCCCAAGCACACCAUCAUCAAGUUCUUCCAGAACCAGCGCUACCACGUCAAGCACCACGGCAAGCUCAAGGAGCACCUGGGCUCCGCUGUGGACGUGGCUGAGUACAAGGACGAGGAGUUGCUCACCGAGUCAGAGGAGAACGACAGCGAGGACGGCCCAGAGGAGGUGUACCGGGUGGAGGCCGAGGAGGACAGCGGUGACAGGGCCAAGGCUGCACCCGCCGAGGGCGACCAGAGAUGAUGCAGCCGGCACAGCAGCCUCCGAGGGUUCCUCUCUCUCUUCUUUGCAGACAUCCUCCUGGCUUUGUUUUAUUUUUGUCCUUUUAUGUCUGUCUGAUUCUCCUUGCCUGUCAUGACAUUCCUCUGUUGCGCAGGACAUGCCUGGAAACCGAGUCCUGUUCUUCUGCCUUGUCCAGACAUCGCCUUGGCAGAGACCUGCAGGGCUCCGCCAUCCGCGGCCCGGACCGAGUCCCAGGGCCCACGGGCCGCUGCCCACUGGCCAGUGACAGGGCGGGCUGUGCCGCAGGCCCGGGGGCGGCGCGCGUGUGUAUAUGUACAUGUGUCUGUAUCUACAGAGCUCUAUUCCCUGCGUGGACAGAGACCCUGGGCCUGCGAGGACAGGCUGCACAGUGAGUUCUACAGAAAAGACUUGGCCACGUGUUAAAACCACUUCACAGGAGUCACUCUGGCUUUUUGAUAACCUGCGGCCUGCUCUCAGGGUGGGGUGACUAUUUUUUGAACUCCUAUUUAUUUUUUUGUGUUUGUCCCUGAUUUUUUUGAAUUCAGUGGCUUCCUAUAUGGCAGCUCCAUGGGUAAUUUUAGAGGUAUGUAUUUAACAGGAUAAAUCAACACUGCCAAAAAACAAAGAAGAAGAAGAAAGCGAGUGAAAACAAAUCAGGGCAAAUUAAAAUGCUACAAGUCAAAUUACUCGUAAAGACAUAGCGCACACUUCCGUGACUCUGUAGCGGACUGGCAUCUGUCCGUCCGUCCCUCGUUGGUCCUCGCCCUGGUGAGCGGAUCUGUGCCGUGGAGGCCAGGUGAGGAAAAGCCAGCUCUGCACAGAACCUGCCCGGCUGCAGCCACGGCAGCACAGGGCACCCGGAACGCACACCAGGAGCCACAGUUUGCCGAGAAAUCACUUCCCUGUGGUGGCAUCAAAUCUUAAACUGUUAAGCCUGCUCAUUCCUCGUUGUUGCUGUUUUUGUUUUGUUUUGUUUCUUAAAUAGAAAAUAGUUCGGGGUAUUGUUAAGUUAGAGAAGAGGCCGCCGAGCAGUCCGAGGGGCCCCCUCUCCCCACCUGGCUCUCCUUCCGGCACCCGGGACUCCUCUGCCUGGCAGUCGCCACCACCCCAGCCUCGCGUCUCUGGGCCGCUGCCCGCCCUGGGCCGCAGCCCUGGCCGCAGCGUGGUUUGAACCUUGCGCAGCUCCAGGCAGCAGAGGAAGUGAAGCAGCUUCAGUAGGUCACCUGCUUGGCGCGAAAGGAAAUUGCCCCACUGCCCGCAUCCGAAGGCCAGCAGCGCCCGUCCCCCUUCCGCGGUGCAGGAGGCGACCUCACCUCAGGUGGCCGGCUCCUGCCACCUCCCUGCCGUUCACAGCCCCACAUGGGUGGGUUUUUUGAGUCGUGUCUCAUGCAACCUUGUCAAAAACCUCAUGCAAUAUCACUUUGAAAGUUAUUUUCUGUUUACCACACAAGCAUUGUAAUAUAACUGUUAAUACUAUUUAUAUAUUUGAAAGGUAUAAAAGGUAGGAGUUAAAAAAACCUCUAUGUGUAGAUAUUAACUCAGAACUUACAAUAUACAGGGAGAAGACACGUUGCAAUACAAGCUAACUCUAGCUGCUCAGUGACCUCUGGAGUUUUUAAAGGGACAUUUUCCUGUACUUUUUCCAAUAAUGACGUUUCAACCUUACCUUGCCAUGAGCGUCACGUGUCUGCGAAGGGGCGGCGGCCGCAGGGACGUCGCUCUUUCCUGUCUGUAGAUGCCGCAGCUUUAACCGGAAGUCCGCGGUUGCUGCGUCCCGAGCCCCGAGUUACUGCCCACCUUGUCUUCUCACGCUGUCGCUGAAGGUCACUGCUCACACCCUAGGAACCGGUUUUGCCAAGCUCUUACCAGGUGGCUCAUCACUCGAUGACAUCCGCAUUGGGUACUUUUACACUUCAACCAAAAAUUUAUUAGGUAUUUUUCAAUGCGAAGUCUUGCCUUUUAUUUUUUAAGUUCACUGCCAAAUUUGCAGUGGUUCUAAGUGAAUCUGUGGGCAUUUUAGCCUGUGGUCUUGCCAGAUCUUUGCGAAUUACAAUGCAUAUAUGUCUAUUUAUUCAAUAUCUGUCAUAUAAUAUCUAUUUGGAAGAAGAAACUUUCUCUUGUAGUGCCUCUUGACAAAGCACAAUUUCCCGCCUUUUUUUUUUUUGUGAAAUGAAAAGAAAAAACAAAUUGUGUUUUAUUGCAGUAUCAACAAUGUGAAUAAGGAUUAACAUAUUGUAAAUGUUCUUUUUUCCAUGUAAAUCAACUAUCUUUGUUAUCACUAAGUGAUAAUUAAUUUUUAACUUAUGUGCAUUGUUAGGCUGUUAGAAUUUUUUGGUUGUUAAAAUAAAACGCAUUCAAUAAAUCUGUGUUCGUCACUGUG
Messenger RNA from Chinchilla lanigera (long-tailed chinchilla), 5225 nucleotides. RefSeq names its product SATB homeobox 2 (gene Satb2). Gene Ontology annotation, biological process: regulation of transcription by RNA polymerase II; chromatin remodeling. The transcript is spliced from 10 exons. The record is from RefSeq and is a predicted model, not a curated record. NCBI's taxonomy places the organism in Eukaryota, Metazoa, Chordata, Mammalia, Rodentia, Chinchillidae. The coding region runs from base 644 to 2845 and encodes 733 amino acids. Gene Ontology annotation, molecular function: DNA-binding transcription factor activity, RNA polymerase II-specific; RNA polymerase II cis-regulatory region sequence-specific DNA binding.